GCAACCCCAUCGAGAAAGCACCCAAUUUGAACGACGUAUCUCUCUCUCUCUCUCUCUGUCCCCCAAAAAACUUGAUACGAAAAAAAUACAGAACUUUUGGCGCUGAAAAUGCCUGAAAUCAACAAGAAGAGGAAAGUAAAGGCGUCAUGGGAGUUGAUAGGGCGUUGUGUUGUGUCAUUAAUCUCUGUCUUCCUCACUCAGUUUGCCUUGUACAUGGUCCCUCACUUGUUUCCCCUCUCCUCCCUCCUUACCCUUCUCUCUCUCUCAGUUCUAGUGCUGAUGGCAGUGGUUGGUUUCGGUAGAUGCUGCAAGAAACUUGUUGGAGUGCGUGCAUCGGCUCCGGCUUUCGUUUUCUUCAAUAUAUUGUCCAUUUGGUGCGUUCAUAUUGCUGUGGUUCGGCAAGCCAUCUCACCUUUGUUGGACAUUGUAUUCAACAUGGAACUUCUUAUGCUUGUAACUGGUCUAUGUUGUAUCUUGUCAAGUGACCCUGGUUUCAUUAUGCACCAAUCUUCCAGUCUUGAAAAACAUGAAGUAGAAGCCCAUUCAGAGGAAUUGGAGCUUUUGAGUUGUGGCAUGCCACAAGAUUUUCCUGUUGAAGGAAGUUCUGUGUUGGUUCAGAGGGCAAGAUAUUGCAGGCAAUGCAAGGCGUAUGUAAAGGGAUUUGAUCACCAUUGUCCUGCUUUUGGGAACUGUAUAGGUCAAGGAAACCAUGCCCUCUUCAUAUUUCUCCUAGUUGGAUUUAUUAUAUCUGAGUGUUCUUACAUCACAUGCUCAUCUCAGUUUUCCACAAAAUCUCAUAUACUGGGGAAAGCUGAGUGGGAGGCUAGUUUAUCUGGAAAUUUGGCUAUUAGCACAAUGCUAUUCUCUUGUCUUCAAGUGGUUUGGCAGGUGGCUUUCUUGGUAUGGCAUGUGUAUUGUAUAUGUUUCAAUAUCAAAACUGAUGAGUGGAUAAACUGGAGGAGAUAUCCUGAGUUCCAACUAAUUGUCCCACCCCAGCCAGGGCAGCCCGUACCUGAGAUAAGGUUUACAAAUCCUUAUAACAAGGGAAUUUUAUGGAAUUUAAAGGAGUUCCUGACAGCAAAACGAUAACACUCGUGCAUAUUCGCUGUCCUAGCUACAAAUGGUGCUUUGCUUUCUAACAAAUAGGGCAUUUUAUCAUUCCAACAUGGUCGCCUGUUGAAAGUUGGCAGAUGUACUGGCUUAUGAGUGAAACUUUGUUCCGAUUAAACACAACAAAAUCAUCUCGUACCUCUGAAGAUCCUGCUGAUGGUGUUUUAAUUUCUCUCCCGUGUGAAAUGUAGAAAAUGACUUUAGGAUGUGGUAUAGGAAAUGUGGUUUUAGCAUUCAAACUUUGGUCCUUUUGGCGUAAUUUGACUAGCUAACCUUGGACAGAAAUUUGGCAUCAUUUUCAUUUGUAUCCAGUGGCUUGAGCUCGUUGGUGGACCGCACAAUUCUUAGGC
Ilex paraguariensis (yerba mate) is the source of this 1460-nucleotide messenger RNA. The record is from the annotation of a GenBank genome assembly. NCBI's taxonomy places the organism in Eukaryota, Viridiplantae, Streptophyta, Magnoliopsida, Aquifoliales, Aquifoliaceae.